AAACGAUUUUUUAAGUUAAAGUUUGUUUAUCUCUCAAAAAUAACUAUUGACAGUAUUAUUGAAAAAACUCGUGUUGUUUAUCAAAUGUUUGUGUGACCUGUCGUUCCCCCUCUCUCUCUCUCUCUGUCUCUCUUUAAUAAUCAAUAUGUCUCGAGUCUCAGCACCUAAAGUAUGGAAACGGCCAUACAAUCACAUCUAUAACUAUAACUACGAUUACGGCACAUCCCUGUACUCGGAAGAGAUAGCCAACAUAGACAUGCGAUACAACGGUGCGUUCAUCGGUCGCUCCAGUGUUUGGUCCCGACGUCCAGAGUUUGUAUCGCAAAACUCUUGGGAUUCGUUGUCGUCAUCGAUGAGCGGCCGAUCGUCGAGUUCGUCGCGUCGUUCGGACACCGAUUCGCCAAAACCAGGUCUCAGACACUCGGAGUCAUUCACUACAUCGGGACGACCGAUGACCGCUCCGAGCGAUAGUGCUCUUAGAAAAAGUCGUUCAAUAACCGGUCGCAAACCGAGACCGGAAAGUACUAUUGGUAUACCGUUUACUUUUCGUUGGGAACCGUUAGCUUCAUCCGAGUCACGCAGAAAAAACAAAGACGACAACAAAAGUGACGACAAAUCUAAUGAAGAUAAAGAGCGCUGGUAUCGCAAUAGUCUCAGAAGUGUCGCCUAUAAUCUCUAUCCAACCAGUCUUUUGAAAAUCAGAUAAAUAAUUAAAUAUAAAAAGUUUUUUUUUCUCAUAGAGUUUACACUCUAUGUUAGGGAUGUAGUUGAAGACAAACAGUAUAUUAUGGACUCUCUAUCUCUCUCUCUCUCUUUCUCUAAUCGUCACUAUAUUUAUAAAUAUAAUGUAAUCAAUAUU
Oppia nitens is the source of this 859-nucleotide messenger RNA. RefSeq lists its product as uncharacterized. Bases 146 to 706 code for a protein of 186 amino acids. The record is from RefSeq and is a predicted model, not a curated record. Lineage: Eukaryota; Metazoa; Arthropoda; Arachnida; Sarcoptiformes; Oppiidae. The transcript has a single exon.